Messenger RNA from Eleginops maclovinus (Patagonian blennie), 778 nucleotides. RefSeq names its product matrix Gla protein (gene mgp). Gene Ontology annotation, molecular function: calcium ion binding. Gene Ontology annotation, cellular component: extracellular region. The record is from RefSeq and is a predicted model, not a curated record. The transcript is spliced from 5 exons. Bases 137 to 472 code for a protein of 111 amino acids. Lineage: Eukaryota; Metazoa; Chordata; Actinopteri; Perciformes; Eleginopidae.
GAGGUGGGGGUUAGGAGAGGUGAGUAUAAAAACAGUUGCUGUGAGGAAUUAGGAAAUAUUCCUGGGGAGAAAAUACACAGAGGGAGAUUUUUCCAAGACUCCAUUAUAAUCUAACGCAGGUAAAACCAGCCCCAGGAUGAAGAGCCUUUUCCAGUUUCUGGCAAUCUUUGCUGUGGUCUCUUUCUGCAUCUGCUAUGACUCUCAUGAAAGCACAGAAUCCAUUGAAGAUUUGUUUGUGCCUCAAGGCCAAGCCAACUCGUUCAUCAGGCAGGGGAACGUACACAACCCGCCGAGAGAGAACGGCCGCCACUUUUACAACUUCAGGAGGAAGGUAAAGACUGUAGCAGAGAGGCGUUCAGAGACCUGUGAGGAUUACACUCCCUGCCGCUUCUACGCCAGGAGCAACGGGUUCCAGAAGGCCUACCAGAGGUACUUUGGAAACCCAAACCUGCCCCCGAGACCAGUUUACUGAACAGGAAGUCCCUGCAGAACCAUCAAACCGUCUUUCGGAUGAACGGCGUGCCUUCGCUCCACGUAUCACAACUUUUAUGUAACUUAUAUCCCAUCAUUACACACGUGUAGAAAUCCUUCAUGUAUUCUCAGGAUAACUUUUAUCCACUAUUAUCACACGUUCACAUUAAAGAGCUUUACGUGAUGCACGCGGAUGAAGUGUGUCGCUCGCCAUGCACUAUCUGUUUCUUACAUUAUCCUUAUUUAUCCAGGCCAGCACUGCUGUCAGUGAGUGUCUCCAAUGCUUUGAAAUAAAUAAAUAACAUCC